Alligator mississippiensis (American alligator) is the source of this 2217-nucleotide messenger RNA. It is a transcript of the gene OLFM3, whose product is annotated as olfactomedin 3. The record is from RefSeq and is a predicted model, not a curated record. Gene Ontology annotation, biological process: signal transduction. Lineage: Eukaryota; Metazoa; Chordata; Crocodylia; Alligatoridae. Bases 123 to 1559 code for a protein of 478 amino acids. The transcript has 6 exons.
AAAUCUGGGAAGGUUGAUCUCCUUUCAUGCUGAGGAUGUUGUGUGCUGCAGUCACGCCUCUCACUGCCAGCCCGCACUAGGAUGAUAAUCAGUCACUAUGAAAACUCAUUAGCUCCACAGCAAUGAGUCCUCCACUGCUCAAGCUUGGUGCUGUGCUUAGUACCAUGGCAAUGAUCUCUAACUGGAUGUCCCAAACUCUCCCAUCUCUGGUAGGACUAAAUACCACCAAACUAACCACUUCAGAUACUCUAACUCAAAUUAGCCCUAAGGAAGGGUGGCAAGUGUAUAGUUCAGCCCAAGAUCCUGAUGGCCGAUGUAUUUGUACUGUUGUUGCACCAGAACAAAACCUGUGUUCCAGAGAUGCCAAAAGCAGGCAACUUAGACAACUGCUAGAGAAGGUUCAGAAUAUGUCCCAGUCUAUUGAAGUUUUAAAUUUGCGGACUCAAAGGGAUUUCCAGUACGUUUUAAAAAUGGAAACACAAAUGAAAGGGCUGAAGGCCAAGUUUCGGCAAAUUGAAGAUGAUCGGAAGACAUUAAUGACAAAACACUUUCAAGAGUUGAAGGAAAAGAUGGAUGAGCUCCUACCAUUGAUCCCAGUUCUGGAACAAUACAAAACUGAUGCCAAAUUAAUCACCCAGUUCAAGGAGGAAAUUAGGAAUCUGUCCGCAGUUCUCACAGGGAUUCAGGAAGAAAUUGGUGCCUAUGACUAUGAGGAACUACACCAGAGGGUGCUCAGUUUAGAAACCAGGCUUCGAGACUGCAUGAAAAAGCUCACAUGUGGGAAAUUGAUGAAAAUUACAGGCCCUGUUACAGUCAAGAUAUCUGGAACCCGAUUUGGAGCCUGGAUGACAGAUCCUUUAGCAUCAGAGAAAAAUAACAGAGUAUGGUACAUGGACAGUUAUACCAAUAAUAAAAUUGUCCGUGAAUACAAAUCAAUGGCAGACUUUGUCAGUGGGGCUGAAUCAAGGACAUACAAUCUUCCUUUUAAGUGGGCUGGAACCAAUCAUGUUGUCUACAAUGGCUCCCUCUAUUUCAACAAGUAUCAGAGCAAUAUUAUCAUAAAAUACAACUUUGACACAGGGCGGGUGCUAGCACAGCGUAGCCUGGAGUAUGCUGGCUUUCAUAAUGUGUAUCCCUAUACUUGGGGUGGCUUCUCUGAUAUUGACCUCAUGGCAGAUGAAAUUGGUCUCUGGGCUGUGUAUGCCACCAACCAGAAUGCAGGCAACAUAGUCAUUAGCCAACUAAACCAGGAUACAUUAGAAGUGAUGAAGAGCUGGAACACAGGCUAUCCAAAGAGAAGUGCUGGGGAAUCCUUCAUGAUCUGUGGAACUUUGUAUGUUACCAACUCGCAUUUGACAGGAGCGAAGGUCUACUACUCUUAUUCCACAAAAACCUCCACUUAUGAAUAUACAGACAUUCCGUUCCAUAAUCAGUACUUCCAUAUAUCCAUGCUUGACUACAAUGCAAGAGACAGAGCUCUCUAUGCCUGGAACAAUGGACAUCAGGUCCUAUUCAAUGUCACCCUUUUUCACAUCAUUAAGACUGAAGAUGACACAUAAACUUUAUUUUUUCCCACUUCAAAACAGUGUAAUUUGUGAUAAACUCUAAAGCAUUCUUCAGGAUUUUUUUUUAUUUAAGUUCUUUUUCAUUAAGAAAAUAAGCAUUUUCUACUGUAUGAUGUGUUCCAAAUAUGGCUAGGCCUGUCAAAAAUGACCUGUUGGAAAUACAAGCAUCCUUACUCAUGAAUUUGCAAGGUCUGUCAAGACCUUGUCAUAAAAAGCACUAAAGGUUUAUGUGGAUGUGGCUAAAGACAUAAUUCUAAAAAGAUUAUGAUAUGCCUUACAUUAGAGUCCGAGACGAAUGGUGGCUUAAAUGCAUGAAUGUCUUUUUUUAUCUUUUAUCAUUUUUUUAAAUCUGUUUAUAGCUCAACAUCAGGAAAUAUUUUGGUAGCAAUCUGAAGCAUAAAAUGCAUCAUUUUUAUUAUUUGUUCCAAACUGAAAGAUGUAGGGAUUUGGUUUACUUAGAAAUGGAAUAUGAUUCAUUUUGCCAUCAUACAGUUUCAGAUGCGGUGCUGUACAGUAAGUUUUUAAAUCUCUCGCAAACAUUUUAUCAAUUAAAUGUAUUUCUACCAUUGUAACCACCAUUGUGCAAUUGUAUCUCUUCACUUAUGUGAAAGUAAACUAAGUACUAUUUUUUAUAAAAUAUAUUGAAGCUUAA